This is a messenger RNA of Medicago truncatula (barrel medic), 1131 nucleotides long. RefSeq names its product putative receptor protein kinase ZmPK1. NCBI's taxonomy places the organism in Eukaryota, Viridiplantae, Streptophyta, Magnoliopsida, Fabales, Fabaceae. The record is from RefSeq and is a predicted model, not a curated record. Bases 1 to 1038 code for a protein of 345 amino acids. Gene Ontology annotation, biological process: protein phosphorylation. The transcript is spliced from 2 exons. Gene Ontology annotation, molecular function: protein kinase activity; ATP binding.
AUGAUGCAUCAAUGUUGCAUUUAUACCUGCCAGGUGCCGGUUUCUUCCAAACAUCUUCCUCUUGUCUCAAAGGCCGAACCUGUGGAGUUAUGGAAGCACUUUCUUAGAGAUAAUCAAGGCUACGUUCUUGCAGGAGCAAGAUUUCGAAAAUUCACUUAUUCGGAACUAAAACUUGCAACAAAAUGUUUUAGUCAAGAGAUUGGAAGUGGUGCUGGAGGAACUGUGUAUAAGGGUUUAUUAUCUGAUAAUAGAGUUGUGGCUAUAAAGAGACUGCAUGAAGCAAACAAAGGAGAGAGUGAAUUUCUUGCUGAAGUUAGCGUCAUUGGAAGGCUUAACCACAUGAAUUUGAUUGGUAUGUGGGGGUAUUGUGCAGAGGGAAAACACAGAUUGUUAGUUUUUGAGUACAUGGAAAAAGGUUCUUUAGCGGAUAAUUUGUCAUCAAAUGCACUUAAUUGGGGUAAGAGGUAUAAAAUUGCUCUCGGAACUGCAAAGUGUCUUGCAUAUUUACAUGAAGAAUGUUUGGAGUGGAUUUUGCAUUGUGACAUAAAGCCGCAAAACAUACUAAUUGACUCUGAUUACCAACCCAAGGUAGCGGAUUUUGGGUUGUCUAAGUUACUACAAAGGAACAAUCUUGAUAAUUCAAGUUUCUCAAGGAUGAGAGGAACAAGAGGUUACAUGGCACCUGAAUGGAUUUUCAACUUGCCAAUCACUUCCAAGGUAGAUGUUUAUAGCUAUGGAGUUGUGCUGCUAGAGAUGAUUACCGGGAAGAGUGCAAUGACAAGUAUCUUAAUCACAGAUGGAGAAAAGACUCAUAAUGAGAGUUUGGUAACAUGGGUGAGAGAGAAAAGAAGGAAAUUAUUAGAAAUGAAAUCUUUGGUUGAACAAAUAGUAGACCCUACAUUGGGAUCAAAUUAUGACAUGGUUAAAUCGGAGACUUUGACAAUGGUUGCUCUAAAGUGUGUUGAGGAAGAGAAAGACAUGAGACCUAACAUGAGUGAAGUUGUUGAAAUGCUUCAAACUCAUGAACAUGAUUCUUGAUGAUAUGCACAAACUAAGAGCCAUCUUUGAUGGUUAUUAGUUUUCAUGUUUAUCUUUCUCAAUUCAAUUCAAAGUCAUGGACAUAAUUCUUGA